UUUGCUAAAUAGCCAAUUGAAUUCCGAUUGGGUAUCUGUCACAUUAAGCCCCGCCUCCUCCGGAACCACUCUACUGAAAGAUGAGUAACCCGCAGCUACGAUUGCUAAAUCAUGGCUACAUUCAUGGAACGGUUAGCCUUCCUUCAGAAAGUCCCGACUCUGAUGAAGGCGACAGCAGAUGAUGAGAGCCCCUGUCCUGGUUACCUUUUCCAAGAAAUUGGAAAAAUCUCCCACGAGUCUUUGGCGAGUGAUCAGUGUUUGCUAGAGUAUCUGCUAGACAGGCUUCAAGUCGAGUCCUGUCAUGUCAAACUCAAGGUGCUGAAGAUCUUUGUACAUCUGAGCGGCCAUGGCUCAAAACAUUUCCUCACUGAACUCAGGAGGAAUUCCACCUUUAUUCAGCAAGCAUCAGUUUACAGCGGCCCUCCUGAUCCCAUCCACGGUACGGCUUUGUAUCAGAAAGUGAGAAACACGGCCCAGGAAGUUGCACGGCUGCUUUUCACAGAUACAAUUUAUGUAAAAAGUGGUGCGCUGCCAUUUAACGUGGUACCCUCAACAAUGGGGAUGGGAUCAGCAGCUUCCCACAGGGUGGGAAUGCAAGGCUUUGGCUACAAUCCAGGGAAGCAAGGGACCGCAGGCAACGUCUCACUUCUGAAUAAGAUCCAGAAAGCUGCAGAAGUAGUAGCCAGUGCUGUCCUUCCCCCGACGGAACACCAGGGCAUCCGUCUCCAUGACAACCACUACCGGCCUGUAGUGGCGCCCUCUGUGCCAAUAGAGGUGGCUGUACCAGCAUGUGCCUACAGUCUGCCUGCUCGCAGACUAAAAGGAGUGACGCAGCGGUGUCCAGGGCAGGUCGGAGGCGGCUGGGAAGAGACUGACAGUGGCAACACCUCUUCUCACAACUCCUCUCAGGACAUCUCCACCAAUAGCAGGGCCUCCGCAGGCAGCAAGUGCACGGGAAGCCAAUCAGGGGCCAGCAGAGAAAGCAGCGGGGACUUAUCGGAGCGGGUGGAAGCUUUGCAGUUGGGGGACUGCGUUCAGGAGAUGGCGCUCAUCAGCAAGCUGACCGAAGGGUCCAGAGUGUUUUUGACCAAUGAGGAGAGCCAGCACUUUAUCAAAGAGUGCUCCACUCUUAACUGUGAGGUUGUGGUGGAGUUGCUCUUGAGCAGGCUACAAGAUCCCGCCAACACUGUUAACAUGAGGGCGUUGUGUGCUGUUGCCUGCCUCAUGACUGCCGACCUCUUGUCUCUGGAGCAAAUCUUUGGAGCGACGCAACGCAGGCUCUGUCAGCUCAGUGAGGGCCCUCCAGGACCUGUGACCAACAAAGCCACAAAGGUGCAAGAGCCAGUAAGGGGCUUUAAAUGUUUAAAAUGGAUAAAACUGGAGGAGAUAAUACUGUUUCCCCCACCCCUUAUCUGCUUCUACCAGAUCCUGAGACAGUUCAAGGCCCUCAUGGGUGGAGUUCACCAUGCUGCCAAACAGGAUCCUGCCAGUAGCAGUUAUCAAGUCAACCACAUAUCUAGCCAAGUUCUUACGUCUACAUUCUCGGGUUCUUUAGAGCCCACGUUCUCUCCUCAUAAUGAUCGUGUCUGUCAGCCAUCCUCGCCAUUCAGUGUGGACAACAGCUGUGAGAAACCUCCCCUGACUGAGCAACAAUUGUUCCUGGCUCCUGUCAGGACUCAUUUGACUUUAGCUACUAAAGAUGAGGAAUGCACACAGCCUUGUGUCAGCAGACUGUCCCUGUUCAGUGGUAUGAUGCUGGUCAACAGGGCCAGGCCUCUGUGCGAGACUACCCGCCUAGACCCAAACUCACGACAGGACCCUCUGAAGAAGAACCAACCUUACAGUCCUGUUUCAGUUGUGUCUGACAGUAGCCAACAGUCAUCCGCCUUCUCGUUUCUCAACUCUUGACCUCUAGCGAGAUGCUUUGCACCUUUUGAAACUUAAUACAGAGAUGUCAUUUUGAAAAUGUAUUACGUUAGUGGAACACAGGGGUGGGCAAAAUAUGGCCUGUGGGCACUUUACCAAGUGUCUUGUAAUAUUUGUUACUUUAGUCAUUUUUACCCCUAAAAUUUAUUUGGUUGUUAAAAAUGAUUUUGAUUUUCCUUUUAUUUAUCUAAUAAUUGAUUUGAUUUAUUAUCAAUAAUAAAAUAUUAUAAUAUUUUACCAACCACUCUUACAUCUAACUUUGAACAUAUAUUAUAUAAAGCCAUUGGCUAGUUAUGAAUAGUAAAAUGAAAAUGACUAGUACUUCAUUAUAAAAAAAAUAUCAGAUAUUUUUCACCUCAUCCACAAAUGACCUGGCUCAUCCCUCUCUUUUAAAAAUCAAAGGUUUGCCCAACCCUGGUAGAAGUGAAACAUUUGUCUCACGUGGAUGUCUCCUUAUGCAGGAGACAAAGGUGGUCAACUAUGCGCACAUUGCUGUACUCAUCUUUUGGACUUUGUGUCUCCACAAGUAUUGACUGGGUAUGAUGUGGAGAAAGUUUAUCGAGUUAUUUUAUCUCAGGAUUCAUUUUAGGCGACAAAAACAACCUCUGAAACCCAUCCUGAACCACCAGCUUGCACUUUGGUUUGCACUAAAAUAGCUUUUCUUAAAGACCCGCUAUCCGAGUCAGAGUUGUCUUCCAGUAUUUCCUAUUACACUCAUGUAAAUGUCUGAUUGUGAGGCUAAAAUAAUUUGUUUACAGCUUGUCAACUAACACGUGGUGCUAGAGUGCAUGGCUACACAGCUCAAUGUUGGUGUGGCAAACCAACUGUUUAGAGACGUGAUUAGUCAGACAAAGGUACAUUUAGAGUCAGUUUAACAUGCAGAAUAUUUAACAAUCGCAAUCUGUCAUGUAAACAAAUAAAAAGCACAUGCGCUUAA
Molecule: messenger RNA, 2863 nt
Organism: Phyllopteryx taeniolatus (common seadragon)
Lineage: Eukaryota; Metazoa; Chordata; Actinopteri; Syngnathiformes; Syngnathidae
Gene: tepsin
Product: TEPSIN adaptor related protein complex 4 accessory protein
Exons: 12
Coding region: 112-1908 (598 amino acids)
Cellular component (GO): trans-Golgi network membrane
Source: RefSeq, a predicted model, not a curated record